Molecule: messenger RNA, 1311 nt
Organism: Symbiodinium natans
Lineage: Eukaryota; Dinophyceae; Suessiales; Symbiodiniaceae
Source: the annotation of a GenBank genome assembly
AUGUCGGGGGACCGAAGAAAGAACACGGCCAGUGGCAAAGACAUAGCCCCGUUGCUACAGGCAGCUUUUGGUAUUGAGGGACCCAAAGCAGGGGAGUUCCCCAGCACAGGGCUUCAGUUUUUGGAAGUCCAUGAGUUUCUCAUCAAGGAACUUUUGCUGGCCACACCGAGAGUCACUGCUGGAUUGGUUCAGGAAGGUUGCAAUGCAUGCUUUCAAGGCCUGGAUCAAGCAGUGGCCGUCUCGUUCAGUCAAGUGGUGGCAAGUGCUUGCAAGUUGGUGUGGGACAAAAAGGGCCAGGUACUGAGUGGUAAGAAGCUCAAGCCGGAUGCUUUGAGAAGGUUGGUCAUGGUGCUGGCCGGGCCCAGGAGGUCUCUUGAGCAAGGGACGUUUUUGAAGAAGCAAAAGGAGAGUGCCUCAGGCUCUGGCUCCCGCCUGUCCACUGGAUCAACAGCCAGCUCCUCUGGAGGUGCUUGUCUUGAGAGCGAGCUCGGUGCCUUGGCAGCCUCCUAUGGCUUGCCAGCAGUGCCGGCCAAGGCAAAUGCUCUUGUCCCGCCAGUUGGUGUUUCAGAUGACGAAUCGCCAAAUGCACCAGCUGCAAUGGAGAUUUCCUCCUCGGAGGAGGUGCCCAGCAGCAGUGCCAAGAGCAAGGCGAAAGCUUCUGCCCCUCAGCCUCGAAAGCUUUCAGGCAAGCCGAGCCUCGGGGCCUACGAUGCGAACAGGGCUUGCAUGGUGAGGACCGAAAAAGGUAGGCUCUACGAAGCCGACAUGACAGAAGGCACCGACGGUUUCAUGUAUGCAGCUUAUGGGACGAACAAGCCCGAGAAGACAGAAGUGCCUAUUCUCCUCUGGAAGAAAUCCAUGGAGGGGAAACUUAAGAGGCAGGGUGAACCUGUCCUGAGGAAGCCCGCUGCAGCUAAGAAGGCUGCCAGCAAGGAGGAGGACGAGGACAACCAUCGUGACGAUGCAGAUGAGCAGCAGCAAGCGGAAGCACAUCCAGGGGGUGAGCUCGUGCAACAGGAUCGCGAGCAGCAGGUGCCGGAGCAGGAGGUGCCGGAGCCGGAGCAAGGGUCGGGCAAAGUGCAUCGCUAUGCUGCCAUGUACUACAAGGCUCCGAAGAACGAGAUUGCCAUCUGCAAGUAUUGGCGAGGCCGGAAGGACAUCCUGAGACGACAGCUGUGUGUGGCCAAGUCAUCUUUCGACAAAGACACGAGCUACAAGAAGGCUGAGCCGAUUUGCAAGCAGCUGAUGGAGCAGAAGCUGUUGGAGGCAGACUGCAAGGCUGCUCUUCAGAAAGCUUUGUCUGCAGGAUGA